GGUACAAGCGGCACGGUCGGCGGUCCAGCCACAUCGAGGCUUUGAUGGGGUUUACAGAGGAGGAGGGGCCCUCCAUGCGCCUGGCGGAGAGUAAGCAGUUCUCAGGCCAGCUGGAAGUGACCCCUAUCACCUCUUGGAUGUUCUCGUACAAUAACAACUGUACAUACUACAAUGUCUCGCUGACGAAUGAUGAGGACUGGCACUUUGUGGCCAUGAGCUACAGUUUGACCUCGUUAAUUGUCUAUACCGACGGGAAUGUAUCCCUCGAGUGCCAUGCGUUGGAUGGGAACCCGGUGCCCAACCAAUGGACUGAAUUUGACCUCCAAAAAACGUCUUCUAACUCGAAUGUACGUAAAGCCUUUGCGUUCGGAAGAUUCUCGUUACCGUCGUCCGGCGAGAUACUCACGUCGGAGAUGGAGACGAGCAUGCCCCUGGCGGCAAAGAUGGACGAUGCAAGGGUCUAUCUGAGGGCCUUAUCCGUCGAUGAACUGAAUUCGGUCUACGGCUCAGCCCCCCAGCAACCACUGGAUAGCCUCCUGGCUUGGUUUGACUUCGGAAACGGCGGCCCGAGUAUAGAGGCACGGUACACAAGCAUGUCUCUGGAUGUAUACACGGUACCUACCUACCUACAUCACCCGGACGGUACUUACCUACCUACAUCACCCGGACAGUACCUACCUACCUACAUCACCCGGACAGUACUUAUCUACCUACAUCACCCGGGCAGUACCUACCCACCUACAUCACCCGGGCAGUACCUACCAAUGGACAAUACCUAUCUACCUUCUAAGGCCCAUGCUCACUAUGCUCACUUGACCCUACACAGUGAGUUCAAGUACAUUCUCGUGCGCAACGCAACUGUGUCCAAUUCCGAAGGACAGGUGUCCAGCGUUGCCAACGACGCCGGAGCCGCAUUGAUUCUAGUCAGUCCAGGAGUGUAUGCGAAUUUCACACAAUUGCCGAUAGUAGUCAAUUCGACAGAUCUGAAUCUACUCGUCAGCCCCGGAUACUUUGGAAACAUCACAUUCCAAGUGCAGAGGGUAUCCCAAUUCACACUCACACCAGAAACGGACGAAAGAACCGACUACAUCCACCUGUUUCUUCACAUCAAGCGUAAUUGGCGUCCGCAGGCAGGCAGUGCUGGCUAUGCCAUUUCGUGCGAUGGUGAGAAUGACUACAUGUACGCGCCCUAUUUCCGAUGGCCUGUGGGCAACUACACCUCUGAGGUCGACAAUAUCACUCGGUUUGGGGGGGGUCCGGUCACGGUGGAAGGGUGGGUGUACAUCAUCAAGGAUCGGAUCUCCGACGGGGCCAUUUGGGCCAUAGCCUCGGGAGAGCAAGCCAAGACCGCCACAGACGGGACCAAUCCAUACAAACGCACUGGCCGGUUCGUGUUCUCCAUGCCUAGUUCCGGCCGUCCGCAACAGUACAGGUUUGAUGUGGGGAGUCUGUCGCGUACUACGGGUGAUACCACCCACUUGGGCGGCACCUGGGCUCACUUUGCCAACGUGCAUUCGCAGGUGUCAGGCACCUACGCGGCUGUGUAUCUGAACGGCGAGCUGAUCAGUGAGACACACCACGACCACAUGGGCGUAGGCACUCCUCACGGACUCAAUCAACAGGACCAGACACCCAAUCAGCAACGCGUGGAG
Messenger RNA from Sphaeroforma arctica JP610, 1652 nucleotides. RefSeq lists its product as hypothetical. The transcript has 10 exons. Lineage: Eukaryota; Ichthyosporea; Ichthyophonida. The record is from RefSeq and is a predicted model, not a curated record. The annotation marks the transcript as partial.